Molecule: messenger RNA, 1176 nt
Organism: Vicia faba (fava bean)
Lineage: Eukaryota; Viridiplantae; Streptophyta; Magnoliopsida; Fabales; Fabaceae
Source: the annotation of a GenBank genome assembly
AUGGCCAUGGUUUCAUUCUCCAACAUUUCAAUACCAUUCUUCUCUCAUCACACUAACACUCACACUCACACUCAAACCAACUUCUAUAGCCAUUCCUCUUUCCCAACCUGCCAUGAAGUUUUCACAUUCUUCUCUUCCAAGCUCAACCAUUCCUCUGUGUAUAAUGCACCCAUUAUCACGCACAACAAUCUCCGUGAUCAUUCCUCGGUUUCCAAAGCUUUCUCAUCUGGAGACGGAGGCAAGUUUUCGGGAAGUGGAGGUGGUGGUGGUGGAGGUGGUGAUGACGGGGGUGGCGGUGAAGAGGAAGAAAGAGACAGGAAUAGAGAAGAGGCAAUGCUGGUUCUGGCCGAAGCUGGAAGGUCUCUGGAGAGUUUUCCUGCGGAUUUGGCAGUUGCUGUUAAGGCGGGGCGGGUUCCUGGUUCGAUUGUGCAAAGAUUUUUUGAGAUGGAGAAGUCAGUUGUGUUUAGAUGGUUGUUCAAAUUUGGAGGGUUUAAGGAAAGGUUGUUGGCUGAUGAUUUGUUCUUAUCCAAGCUUGUUAUGGAAUGUGUUGUUGUCAUUUUCACCAAGGCAGCUGCAGAAUUGGAGCGUCGUAAAGAAAAUUUCACAAAAGAGAUAGAUUUUGUUGUUGCUAAUGUGGUAACAGGCAUUGUAACAGGUUUUGUUCUUGUAUGGUUUCCUGCUCCAACUGUUUCUCUUAAACCUCCUCUAGCAAUUACUGCUGGACUUUUCACCAAAUUCUUCUACGGCUGUCCCGAAAAUGCUUUUCAGGUGGCUUUGGCGGGAACAUCAUACACACUUCUACAAAGAAUAGGUGCUAUAGUGCGAAAUGGGGCAAAGCUCUUCGUAGUUGGAACCGGCGCUUCACUGGUUGGAACAAGUAUCACAAAUGCAUUGAUCAAUGCACAGAAGACUGUAAAUAAAGAAUUUUCUGUUGAAAAUUUACCUGUUAUUUCAACCAGUGUAGCUUUUGGGAUUUUCAUGGUAGUAGUAAGCAACCUAAGGUACCAAGUACUUGCAGGAAUUAUUGAGCAACGGAUUCUAGAACCGUUGCUACGUCGAAACAAGCUUAUGCUAACUGCCGCAUAUUUUACUGUUAGAAAUGCAAAUACUUAUUGGGGCUCACUACUAUGGGUGGAUUUUGCUCGAUGGGUUGGAGUCCAGAAGAUAAAGGGUUAA